Messenger RNA from Clarias gariepinus (North African catfish), 809 nucleotides. RefSeq names its product mesoderm posterior ba (gene mespba). The record is from RefSeq and is a predicted model, not a curated record. The coding region runs from base 1 to 774 and encodes 257 amino acids. Gene Ontology annotation, biological process: somite rostral/caudal axis specification; heart morphogenesis; regulation of transcription by RNA polymerase II. NCBI's taxonomy places the organism in Eukaryota, Metazoa, Chordata, Actinopteri, Siluriformes, Clariidae. The transcript has 2 exons. Gene Ontology annotation, cellular component: nucleus. Gene Ontology annotation, molecular function: DNA-binding transcription factor activity, RNA polymerase II-specific; protein dimerization activity; RNA polymerase II cis-regulatory region sequence-specific DNA binding.
AUGGAUACCUCCAACCUCAGCCAUCAUCCUCACAGCCGGUGGAGCAGCCCGAGCUCUGACUCUGAGCUAUACAGCGUCUCGUCCCCUGAGACUGUCUCUCCAGCACCUUCUAUGGACCUCAACUGCUCUCCUUCUUACCAUCCGAAGCUCACGAGACCUCAAAAAGCCACCUCCAAAAUGACCAAAAUGCCAGGUUCUCACUCAGGCCUUGCCAGGAGGACACGAAGGUCUAGGCUGAAGAACCCGAGUGAGCAGCGCCAGAAUGCCAGCGAGAAAGAGAAGCUCAGAAUGAGGGACCUAACCAAAGCUCUCCACCAUCUCAGAACCUACCUCCCUCCAUCGGUGGCUCCUGUCGGACAGACGCUGACCAAGAUCGAGACGCUACGCCUUACCAUACGGUACAUCUCGUACCUGUCGGCUCAGCUUGGGCUCAGUGAAGAAUAUCUGUCUCAGAGGAAGCAGAUGAGCAAUGGGGAUGAAUGGAAAACCUCUCCAGAGAUUCUGGGCUACUUUCAGUGCAGAUCUACAAGUACUGAGUGGGGAGAGGGACACGGAUAUGGUGAUUAUGGGGAGCAAAAUCAGACUGAAACCAGUUUGGAGUACUCAGAGCAAGGAGUGGACAUGAGCCAGUACAGCACACAGCUCUCAGAGCCAAUGAUAGAUCAGAGUUACAGCCCAGAGGCAAACACAUUUCAACAGCAGCAGUGUGCUCAGUUCACACAGUCAUGCCAGGUUUACGGCUAUCAGCUUGUUCCUCCAGCCUUUUGGAGCUGAAGACUGCGAUAUGGUCUACCAUGAAACUCACUGAC